ACGGAGAGAGCGCGCAUGCGCCAGCGCUGGGAGGCGGGGAACGGCGUACGCUCCGUGCGGCUUGACGUCGCUACACACGCACGCACGUACGUACGUGAGGCGGCCAGGCCCGGUCGGAGCGUCCAGGCCGCUGUUGGGGCGGCCACCAUGUCGGGGGCGGCGGGCGUAGCGGGCUCGGCCCGCAAGCGGCUGAUGAAGGAGGAGGACAUGACCAAGGUGGAGUUCGAGACCAGCGAGGAGGUGGACGUCACGCCGACCUUCGACACCAUGGGGCUGCGCGAGGACCUGCUGCGCGGCAUCUACGCCUACGGUUUUGAGAAGCCAUCGGCAAUCCAACAGAGAGCAAUCAAACAGAUCAUUAAAGGAAGAGAUGUGAUUGCACAGUCACAGUCUGGAACAGGAAAAACGGCAACAUUUUGUAUCUCGGUUCUGCAGUGUCUGGAUAUUCAGGUUCGGGAAACCCAGGCAUUGAUUCUUGCACCAACAAGGGAGCUGGCUGUACAAAUACAGAAGGGUCUUCUUGCUCUGGGUGACUACAUGAAUGUCCAGUGUCAUGCCUGUAUCGGAGGGACUAAUGUUGGUGAAGACAUUCGAAAACUGGAUUACGGGCAGCAUGUCGUUGCUGGGACCCCAGGCCGUGUGUUUGAUAUGAUCCGUCGCCGAAGUUUGAGGACGCGGGCUAUCAAAAUGUUGGUUUUGGAUGAAGCGGAUGAGAUGCUCAAUAAAGGCUUCAAGGAGCAGAUUUACGAUGUGUACCGGUACCUGCCUCCAGCUACACAGGUGGUUCUUAUCAGUGCUACCUUGCCGCAUGAGAUCCUGGAGAUGACCAAUAAGUUCAUGACGGACCCUAUUCGUAUCCUAGUUAAACGUGAUGAACUGACUCUAGAAGGAAUCAAGCAGUUUUUUGUCGCCGUGGAGAGGGAAGAAUGGAAGUUUGACACACUAUGUGAUCUGUAUGAUACGCUUACCAUCACACAAGCUGUCAUCUUUUGUAAUACCAAAAGGAAGGUGGACUGGCUAACGGAGAAGAUGAGAGAAGCGAAUUUCACAGUCUCAUCCAUGCAUGGAGACAUGCCACAGAAAGAGAGAGAAUCCAUUAUGAAGGAGUUCAGAUCUGGUGCCAGCCGAGUUCUUAUAUCUACAGACGUUUGGGCCCGGGGCCUGGAUGUUCCUCAGGUGUCCUUGAUCAUUAACUACGACUUGCCUAAUAACAGAGAACUCUAUAUACACAGAAUUGGCAGAUCAGGUCGGUAUGGCCGCAAAGGCGUGGCCAUCAACUUUGUGAAGAAUGAUGACAUUCGUAUCCUGCGUGACAUUGAGCAGUACUACUCCACCCAGAUAGAUGAAAUGCCCAUGAAUGUUGCUGAUCUCAUUUAAAAAACAAAACCAACAGAAGACCAGCAGAAUUGAAGACCUGCAUUUUUAUCCUGUUUGUUACUUUCCAUAUAGUAACUUUUCACUUAGUCAUUUUUGUUUAAGUGACGUUUUCAAAGCCCCUUACAUUGCCAUUUUUAUUUUUUUGGUUUAAUCUGCAAAUUGGGAUCUGUGUAUAGUGUCUUUCAUUCAACUUGCUGUCUUUUUAAAUAAAA
Messenger RNA from Gavialis gangeticus (Gharial), 1589 nucleotides. RefSeq names its product eukaryotic translation initiation factor 4A3 (gene EIF4A3). The transcript has 12 exons. Gene Ontology annotation, molecular function: RNA helicase activity; ATP binding; mRNA binding. The record is from RefSeq and is a predicted model, not a curated record. Gene Ontology annotation, cellular component: catalytic step 2 spliceosome; nucleolus. Bases 16 to 1377 code for a protein of 453 amino acids. NCBI's taxonomy places the organism in Eukaryota, Metazoa, Chordata, Crocodylia, Gavialidae.